This is a messenger RNA of Cylicocyclus nassatus, 894 nucleotides long. The record is from the annotation of a GenBank genome assembly. Lineage: Eukaryota; Metazoa; Nematoda; Chromadorea; Rhabditida; Strongylidae.
AGGUGUAACGCUCAUCAUUCAGCAAUGGCAGAUGAAGAACUCGCAAGUUACAAGCUGCAAUUCCAGCAGGUGGAAGCUGCCCUCCUUGGUGAUCCAGACAAUGAAGAGUUGAAAAAGCUCAAGGCAGAUUUGGAAGAAGUGAUAGCUCUGCAGGUAGAAUUGGCUAGUUCCUCAGCUUCCGGCUCGGCCAACGCUGCUCCUACGGUGCCACAUCCAGUGAAGAAAUUUGAGGUUGGUGAUCGUGUUAUGGCACCUCUACCUAAUGGUAAUCGUGCUGUUGCAGUGGUUGAUUCAUUGACAGCCGCUGGAGUUGCUGUAAUUUUCAUCAGCAGCGGCCAGAAAACCAUUGUGGAUCCGUCCGAUCUUACCGAUGCGCCAGAUGCCCACCGCAAGCAAUAUGUUUUCGACUCAGGUCGUAAUGGUAUUUCCAAAACCGCUUCGAACAAAAAGGAGUGGCUGGCAGAACGGGAACGGCGGCGCUUGAGAGCGCAGAAAAAGGAGUUAAAACGCAAAGAGUUGGAUGUAGCCAAAGAAAGUGAAAAGAAUAAUUGGCUAAAAUUCACAAAUAAAGCCCUCAGUAAAGGAAUAAAGGGAAUGAAGCGUGUUAGUGCAACAGGAUCAGCACAAGAUGGUCCCGCCGGAGGGAUGAAGUCGCAAACGCUUGUCUCAUCUCGAGCUAAUCAGUUUGCCUUCAAAUCGGCGCGUGGUUCGAUGGACUCUCUGUUUUGAUGUUAUUAUCGCGUUGUUUUGUCAAUUCCAUUUACCUCAAAUCGCAAAGUAGUCGCUCCUUUGAAAAUAGCUACUUGUAAAUUCCAUUUUUGGUGUUUCAUUAUUUGAAUAACAAGAAAUUCUGAUGUGUAUCGUGCUAGUUGGCUGCAUCACAAUAAAUGCAAG